CUCCCCCCUCUGCAAAGGUGGGGAUCCUACCGUGACCGCUUUUCAGCGCAGUCCCAUUUACUGCCUCUUGCAGAAGGCCGUUGACUCCAGCCCUGAGCGGUGUCUUUCCUGGGGAGGGCUGGGCGAGAAGCUCCGGGGGUUCGGGACCCCCAGCCGCCGCAGCCCCUCGGCCGCCUCUUAUUUGCGGUGUUUCAUGUGCAGCACAGCACAAUAAUAUCUGAAAACGGGGUAGUAAUGUGUUGCUGGCAGGUGUAUUUGCUUCCGUGAGCAGCUCCUUCUCAGUUGCUUUCAGAGUUUUGCUUCUCUUUAAAAUUUGCUGUUUGGAUUUCUUGUUGGAAUGAUGGAAAUUUUCUGUAAAGUUAAUUUAUUUUCAGAAUUGAGGUUAUAUUGUAUUUCAGUUUCUCUCCAUUUUUUGCAUAUUUUAGGUCUUUUCUGUCCUGUGGUAGCUAGGUUUUUAGCACUGGCAGCCCUUCCUUGCUUUACCCGAUGCCUGACUGUGAAUAUUGACACACAGAACCGCUGCAGAUAAGUUCUUCAGCAGCCCUGGUCCGCAUAUGCCUAUGGUCUGCGAUUCCUAAUGUUUUUAUCUUUAUGACACUUGUUUCAAUAGGGAAAUACUAUCUCAGUCACAGAUGGAAAGACUGAGGCACCGAAAUAUUUAUGGCCCAAGGUCACGCAGGAAGUAUGUGGUGAGGCAGGGAAUUGAAUCUAGAUUUCCUGAGCCUCAGAUUAGCAUUUUAACCAGGGAAGCAUCCUCCCUGCAUUUUAAACCAAUAAAUUGACUUUGGAGUUAAUAUCCAGUAUAAAAGAAAACACUUCUUGUUUUUUUCGGUAUCUUUAGGAGUAAGAAGCAAAACACGAGUUGCUUCCCACGCUUGCAUUCCUUUCCUCAUUUUAUGUAAUUUGUAUGUGAAAAAGGAUAAGGUGGUAAAAUAGGAAGGCCGUUGACUUUCUCGGGGCUCUGUGUGUGUAAUCAUGCAUGUUGAAAACCAGCCAGCUGUUACGCUGUCCUCUCUUUUAGAUCUCUCUACCUUCCUGCGUUCCAAAGUUUUGGAAUGCUGUUGUUGUCUGCGAAUAAUUUGCUCUUAGCCAGGAUCAAAUAAAUCUAAUAUUCUACAAAGCUGAGUCGACAGCAAUCUACUUUGUGUUCAGCGUUAUCCUUAGUUUGUGAUUCUUAAUCCAGCAACCUCUGAACAAACAGGGCUCGGGCUCCUGGAGCAAGAUAUUACAAGUUCUUCACUCCACUGGAGGCUCCGGAUUGUUGCAGUGAGUUUUUGAGAAAAUUGGCCCUAACUGCAGCUGAGCGGAGUUUGGACAAUGAAGUGGACUAAUUUCAACUUCUUGGGCUUGCUGUCUCCACAGAUGCAUAUUACAGGCUGUUUUCAUUCCUGCUCUAUUAGGAUAGAUUAUUUUUGUUUGUAAAAGCUGGUGGUUAAUUUUACUACAGUGGUUUACUUGCCAAUGGUUUUGGGGAAUUGGAUGUUAGAAUAGCUUAAAACAAUACUUCCCAGUGUAUUCACCUUUCGAGAGAAUGAAGAUAACUUUGUCUACACAAAUAGGUUUCCUGCCACAGUGCUUGAUCACCAACUGCAUCUUUCUUUGAUGUGCUGAGACCAAAUUUGCAACAAAGUUGAAUAUAAAUGUUCUGUACGACGCUUUGAACGGGCUCUUGUUUGGGGUUCUUUUGACGGCUGGCGUUAGCAUCAUGUUGAUUGUGUGGCUUGUCACACCCAUGCCAACAAUCUUUCAUCUUCUAUGUUUAUUUUUAGGAAAGGUUUGGUGGGUCCUUACAAAGCGAGGUUUCAUGUAUACUGUGCGAACAGUAGAACUUGCGGCAAUUGUGCUCACGAGAGCGAGUGCUGCCUUGGCAAAGCCCCGCUGGGAACACAGCGCGUUUGGGCGGUGUAUGGGUGGAAUGGUAGAUCCGUUGGUGGACCCAUUACUAAAAACUGUUUCAGAGUCUCUUUGAGUGAAUUUCAAGCAAACUAAAAUCCAUGUUUUAAGCUUAGAAGACUGAAACUGGCACUUUGAUAUGAUGACCAGGACUUGGAAAACUUCCUGUCAAGCUAUAGAAGUAAGCUUCUAACUUCUAAGAAAAGAGCUGGGGAGGCAUUCUUACAAUAUUCUGCACCAGAAUCAUGAGCCUAGUUAGAUUUUUCCCUAGUUAGAUAUUUUCCCUUCCCUAGUUAGAUAUUUUCUGAACUUCCUGACAUCAUUUCAUUUGACCAGGGCAGAGUUUUAAAUUUAAAUCUCUGAAAGGAGGUGAGAAUCCCCCAAUAUUAGUAAUACCGCAACAGUCAAAAGACUUCAGGAAAAAGAAUUACAUUUCGCACUUCUGAUUUUGCUAUGUCUCAAAAAGAUGGGGUCUGAACUGGGGUAUUUAAAACUGUGGUUCCUCAUUGCUGCCGUUUCAAGGCUGGUGAAUACCAGAGGAGUAACCUUUUCCUUUUUUCCACCUGUUUUUAGCACGUUGUCAUGAAGCUUUCCAAAGUCAGGAUGGUUAGUUUGGAGCUGUUAUCUUUGCUGCCAGACAGACCUUCACUGAAAAGUUUUGGAUUCCUGAGUGAGGAGCACACACUGAAGUCUUUAUUGCAUUCUUGAAGAGCUUAUUGUAAAAGCAGCGAAAGAAGAGCGAGGGACAGCACAGCACAUUGCGGCCGCUCACCGGGUAACACUGAUCAGCAGGAGCAAAUUCAAGUCAGGAGAGUGUCAAAGCAGCGGUGGACGUGAGCAGCUGCCCAUGAAUGGUUUCCAGACAUGAUGGCCGACCAGCCGCCUCCACUGGAAGCGACGCCGCUCCUGAACGAAGUGCCAAUUCUACCUCACAUGGUGAAUGGGGACAGCAUCCAACAGGUUAUUCUUGUACAGGUGAACCCAGGUGAAACAUUUACGAUUACAACUGAAGAUGGACACAUUCAGUGUAUUCAAGGUCCAGCACAUGUUCCUAUGAUGUCACCAAAUGGUUCUAUGCCACCUAUAUUUGUGCCUCCUGGUUAUGUAUCUCAGGUGGUGGAAGAGAACGGGGUUCGGAAGGUGGUGGUGUUGCCCCACUCGGCCGAAUUCCACCCCUCCAUGCACCCUCCUCCUCCGCCCCACGUGCCGCCCCAUUACCUGCACCAUCCCCACGCGCUGCUGCCGCCGCCGCACCCCGUGUACCCCCCGGUGCCGGGGACGGGGGAGCUGCCCCCCCAGUUCCUGCACCAGCACCCGCCGCCCCACGUUUUCCAGGAACAAGAACCUCGUUCUCAUGGAAGGACAAACUUCAUUCAGCGGGAUGAAAGGAGUCUCAAAAUGCAAGAACACCUGAAGAAAAGGCUAAAAGACAGACAAGCUGGUGGUCAUGCUAACAAUAAACUGAACAGUCCUCCGGCGUCACCACAUAAAGUUGUUAAUUCUUCCAACGCAACAAUUCAGAAUGGGAGCGGCAAGGGCCAGCAAGGGGCCGGAGCGCUAAAGCAGAAGCAGAUCGGAAAAACAAAGGGCGCUGCAGAACCAGAGGUGGCAGAAUCUGACACAGAACCCAAGAAAUGUGAUAUUCACUUGAGCAUUGGCAAGCCAGUCGUUUCUGAUAUACAAGCAAGAUCAGCCGUUCUGUCCUGGAAUCUCCCAGUUAGUUCACAGAAUGGAGAGAGCCAUAGUCAUAGUCCAGCAGCAUUUACAUUUGAAGUAGCAAUAUCCAACAGUGGUAAAAAUGGAAAAUUUAAAUCUGUCUAUGUUGGGGAGGAAUUAACAAUUACGCUUCCUGAUCUCAGACCAGCAACUGAUUAUCAUGCCAGAGUUUCAGCAACCAGCAGCUCCAUAAAAGAAUCCAUUUCGGAGUUAGUGAGCUUUACUACCGAAAGCUGUGAACCAGACUGUCCGGCUGCACCGAAGCUGAUUAACAGGACCAAGAACAGCCUGAGUUUGCAGUGGAAGUCCUCAAAUGACAAUGGUUCCAAAAUAACUAAUUUUCUUUUAGAAUGGGAUGAGGGCAAGAACGGAGCCUUCAAAGAAUGCUACUACGGGCACCUGAAGCAGUACAAACUUACCAAACUCUCUCCUUCGACAAAAUAUUCGCUCAGAUUAGCUGCUAAAAAUGAUAUUGGAAUGAGUGGGUUCAGCGAGACGGUGACGUAUUACACGGCAGGAAUCGUCCCCCCGGCACCGUGUCCCCCGGUGCUGCUGGAAGCGGGGGUGACCUGGCUGGCGCUGCGGUGGAGCCCCCCGCACGGCGUGUCCUGCGACGACGCGCUCACCUACAGCCUGGACGUGGAGGAAGAAGGUUCUGGUUAUGGUUUCCAGCCACAGUACAAUGGAGAUGAACUCUCAUGCACUUUAAGAAACCUUAGGAGGAGCACAUCCUAUAAGUUCAGGCUCUUUGCCUACAACAGCGAAGGAAGGAGCAGCCCCAGCGAGGUGGUGGAACUCAGCACCAACCCCGAGAAACCGGGGCCGCCCGGUAAACCCAGCGUCAAGGGCAAGGUGCAUUCGCACAGCGUCAAAGUCACCUGGGAACCACCCAAAGAUAAUGGAGGAUCAGACAUUACUAAAUACUUUUUGGAAAUCUCAGAAGCAUCAGCUGGAAGCAAAUGGGACACCAUCUACAGCGGCGCCCAGCGCGAGCACGUGUGCGAUCACCUGCGGCCCGGCACCUCGUACAGGCUGAGGGCCCGUUGUGCCGGUAAAGGUGGCGAAAGCCAGGCUUCUGAUGUUCUGACCGUCACAACGGCAGCGGUUCCUCCUGGGCCGUGUCCCUCUCCAUACCUGGCAGGCAAAGCGAAGCCCAAGGAAAUCGCUUUACAGUGGGGCCCACCGUCCGUGGAUGGAGGUUCUGAGGUUACAGAAUAUAUCCUGGAGAUGGCAAGUGCUGACGAAGACGAACGCAGACAAGUGUAUCAGGGCCCAGCCUCUGAAUACGUAGUAACCAGUCUUCUCCCAGGGAGAACAUACUGCUUCUGGAUACGAGCAGCGAACAAAGUUGGGUUUGGCCCCCACUCUGACAAAGCAGAGAUCUGCACCGCCCCAGGACCCCCCGAUCAGUGUUGCAAACCCCUGAUCACUUGUAAAAGCGCGACUUGCGUUGUAGUUUCAUGGGAGAGCCCCGCGUGCAACGGCGCAGAAAUCGGGGAGUACAGGCUGGAGUGGGGGCAGGCGGAGGGGUCCAUGCACAUCGCUUACGCCGGCCCCUGCCAGAGCUACGAAGUCAAAGGUCUCACACCCGCAACCACCUAUUAUUGCAGAGUCCAGGCUGUGAACGUGGCUGGAGUUGGGCUGUUUGGCGAGGCCGGCGUGGUGACAACCCCCGCGUCGGUGCCCGCGCCCGUGUCAGUGCUGCAUUUACUUGAAGAAGAUCAAAUGGAGAUUUCUCUUCCUUUAUCAACGUGCCUUGCGAUUCAAUGGGAAGAACCGUGUUGUCAUGGGUCAGAGAUCACUGGAUAUAAUAUAGAAUAUGGGGAAAAGCAGCUGGUGACUGUUGGAAGAAAUACAAGCCAUGUUCUUGAGAAUCUGCUGCCUGACACUUUGUACAGAAUUAGAGUACAGGCCAUCAACAACUUUGGAGUGGGUCCGUUCAGUCAUUCCAUGAAAGCCAAAACCAAACCACUACCUCCGGACCCGCCCCCCCUGGAAUGCGUCGUCUUCAGCUACCAGAGCCUUAAACUGAAAUGGGGUGAAGGUCCCAGCAGAGCUUUAAUCACCAACCCCACACAAUUCAACUUGCAGAUGGAGGACAGGUUUGGCAGGUUUGUUACCGUUUAUAACGGUCCUUGUCACACAUACAAGGUACAGCGGCUCAGUGAAUCCACUACGUACUAUUUUAAAAUCCAGGCGUGUAACGACGCUGGAGAGGGAGAAUUUUCUGAAGUUUACGCUUUCACUACAACCAAGUCUCCACCCGCAUCUCUCAAAGCACCUAAAGCAAAUCAGCUGGAAGAAAACACUUACGAAAUCACAUGGGAGCCUUUACAGCCCAUGAAGGGAGAUUCCAUUGUUUACAUCCUUCAGCUUGCUGCCGGGAGAGAGUUUGAGCAGGUGUACAAGGGACCAGAGACUUCGUUCCGCCUCCCGAACCUGCAGACAAACUGUGAGUACCGGCUCCGGGUGUGCGCCGGCCGGCAGUCCCAGGACGCGAGCGGAUCGCAAGAACUGUACGGUCCCUACAGCCCCAGCACCGUGUUCUCAUCUCAGAAGCGAGAGCUGGUUCCGCCCUGCGCCGAUUCAACGACAGAGUUGGCAGAGACCAAGAAGACGCUGCGCGAAGAGCGUUUCAUCGCCAUUGUUCUUCUCUGCGGGUUUGCCGUGGUUGCUAUUUUAUUUGCUGUCGUUAUUCAGUACUUUGUAAUCAAGUAGACAAGAGCCUAUUCAGUACUCAGCUUUUUGUACAGAAGCUAUUUCGGGUAUUUAUGGUUAGUUCUAAUUAAAAUCCUCGCUGGAAAUGUAGAGUUUCGUGCAUUUCCACCUAUUGCUGCUGGCCGACAGUGAGGCUGGGUUGGCAGAUCCUUUCCAAAUACCGAACGCAGAUUUCUUGUAGAAAGGGUAAUCCUGGGUCCUCAGUAAUCAGGGUUAGCUGUUAAUAAAACAGCAAGAAAACAAAACACAAACUGCCUUAGCGUGCACAGCGGCGUGUGUGCACACUCCUCCUCUCUCCCAGCUCCAAGCGGGGCCCCCGGCCGGUUCGAGAGAGCGGCGUUGACAGCGCAAGUCCAACUGGAGCCGUGGUAGCCGAGCGCAGCGUUUAAUCAGGUAUCGUUGUAGUUGGGUCUACGUGAAAUACAGCAGCGCAAACGCUUCAGCUUAGAGCCGUACUGAACUGCAAACCGUUACUAGAGCAUACCACAUGUAAUAGGCUGUAGAAGGAAAGCAGAAUAUUGACUUUGACUUUAGCGAUAUUACUACUUUACAGUUACUUUAGUCUUUUUGGAUUCAGUAAUAAUCAUUUCAAGUAGAGGGUGCCGGCAUUUUUAGGUUUUAAUCAAAAUGCUGGACAGGACGGCGAGCGGGCCGGGACGUGUGCCCAGCCCGGCGUCCGGACGCGCCGCUGCAGAAAAGGCCCCUUUUGUAUCGCACAUUUCUGACCGAAACGCUUCCGCCGGUGGGAGCAGCUGUUGGCCCAAUCCGCAUUUCACUCUCAGUGCCUGAGAGAAAAGUAAUUCCCUGUGCUUCUGAUGAAAUCUUCGCAGCCUCCUCAGAAAAGCACAGGUAUUGUCUUUAAGGAGAAAGAGUGCAUUUAUGAUAAAUGUGACGCUAUUUGGCUCAAACUGAGCAAGUGUUUUUUGUACUAUUAUUAACCUAAAAAUAAAAAAAAAAAAGUUCAAACUGCUUUUGGAUGCCCUUCUAACUGAACCCGAGUUAUCAAAUUGUACAUGGAAGAACUCUUUUUAGAUACCAUUGAUAGGACGUUUGAAACGACUUGCUAUCCCAGCGGUAGCAGCUUCACAUUCCAUUGUUUUCUAGCCCGCUAUGAACUGUUCCUGACACUCGUCCUGUUUGUUGUCUGGAGGGGAUUUUGUUGAGGACACUGUGCACUACGUAUGACUGUUGUUGUUCAGUCUGCUGGCGAACACCUACAGACCAGUCUGUCGUCUUUAUGGCCAAUAUUUGGGAAAGCUGGAACUCGCCAAUUUUGACCGUGGGUCUUGCUAACGACAUUGGGAACAUGCCAGAGAAAAGUAGGUUUAGCGUAUUUUUGCCAAGACUAUGGCUACACUUCCUGUACACCAGAGAGAUGCACUUGUUUGUGGAAUGUCGGAUGUGAUAGUGCUACAGGCUACGUAUUUCCAGUAAUUAAUCACUUUAAGGGUCUUUCUCCUAUGGCAGUUGGUGAAUAAUAUUGCGUUAGAGUUCGAGGCAUUGUGUUGUAUUUCAGAUGUGGAAAACCUAAAUUAUGACAUAGUAUCGCUUAAUACUCUUAAAAGUAGAUUUAUGGUGCAAUCUGAAAUUAAUCUUUUCAAAAUGUAAUCUUCAUUUUGUACUCUAUUUAUUUUGAUUAAAAGUCCUGGAAAAAUGUAUGUUUGAAUGUAUUGUUCUACUUGUAGCAGAACUUUAAGUUAAUCAUUUAUUAUAUCAUAGAAAUCUCUCCCUCCAGUGUUGGAAAGAGUUUUAUACAGAUAUUAGUCUUUAGUUUGCAGAAGAGUUUACAAUCUGUCUUUAUUUCUCUUCAUAGUCGACUUCUAGCAAAUAAGAUCCUUCAGCAAAUCUCUGUUGCCAAAGGGUUAUUUCUUUAACUCUUAGAACGACGUUGGUAGAGGUUGAUUUGGCGAUGAUUCUUGUGAUCGUUUUAAAAGUCCGAUUAGGAUUGCAGAGGAAAUACUAACAAGUCCUGACUCCUCAAACGUGAAAGUUCUGCUGGAGUUGCCACAGAAGACUCACGUUUCGGAAAAUACCUGCGAGAGCCGACCGCAGUACCCGUGUUCCAUCAGCUCUUGUCCAUUCCAGAACGAUGUACCCAAGUGGCAUUAAUGUAUUAGGUAUCUUCAGUUUUCUUGUAUCGUAAUGUUGAGGUAUCUCAAACUUAUGUUAAAGCCGCCAUGCAUUGUAUUACUAAAUUGUAACUAUCAAAUAGAUAAUAUAUUUAAUACAGCCAAUAAAUAAUACAAAUGUAUUCAAAUUUGA
Columba livia (rock pigeon) is the source of this 8589-nucleotide messenger RNA. Its product is annotated as fibronectin type-III domain-containing protein 3a-like. The transcript is spliced from 27 exons. The record is from RefSeq and is a predicted model, not a curated record. NCBI's taxonomy places the organism in Eukaryota, Metazoa, Chordata, Aves, Columbiformes, Columbidae. Gene Ontology annotation, molecular function: protein binding. Bases 2758 to 6327 code for a protein of 1189 amino acids.